Poecilia latipinna (sailfin molly) is the source of this 1556-nucleotide messenger RNA. RefSeq names its product peptidase M20 domain-containing protein 2. Gene Ontology annotation, molecular function: dipeptidase activity. The record is from RefSeq and is a predicted model, not a curated record. NCBI's taxonomy places the organism in Eukaryota, Metazoa, Chordata, Actinopteri, Cyprinodontiformes, Poeciliidae. The transcript is spliced from 7 exons. Bases 191 to 1408 code for a protein of 405 amino acids.
AGUGUUCCCAUGUAAUUUACUGCUAAUCAAAUUUAGGUCAACCGGAACUACUUCCGGUCAGAGGCUCCGCCCACUUUGAGACGUUAAUGAAUCUUUAUUGACCAGAAUGAACUUCUUGAGUGUUUCUCAGAGUAAUGUAGGAAUAAAAUAAAACUCUGGCUCUGUUUGGACCUCCGGCGGUGCUGUGGGAAUGGCGAACCGGCACCAGAUGAAAGAAGCCCUCCAGCAGCGCAUAGAGUCAUUGAAACAGCAACUCCACAGUCUGAGUCGGGACAUCUGGACCCGACCGGAAGUCGCUGGCGAGGAGGUGAACGCUCACGACGCGCUGGUCCGGUUCUUCUCCGAGCAGGACCGGGCAUGGACGGUCCAAAGUCACUACGAGCUGCCGACCGCGUUCCGGGCCAGCUGGGAUUCGGUCGGUACCGCCGGGAAACCCCGGCGGCUGAACGUGGGUUUCCUGUGCGAGUAUGACGCGCUGCCGGAAAUUGGGCACGCGUGCGGCCACAACCUAAUAGCAGAAGUGGGAGCUGCGGCUGCUGUGGGGCUGAAAGCGGCGGUGGAGACCCAGCCGGAGCUCCCAGUGCAGAUAACCGUUCUGGGAACACCCGCAGAGGAGGCGAUUGGAGGAAAGAUCGACCUGAUCCAAGCCGGGGCUUUCGCUGACGUGGAUCUCAUCUUUAUGGCUCAUCCGGCUCAGCAGGAUGCCUCCUUCCUUCCCACCGUCACAAUCGCUGAGGUGUCAGUGAAGUACCACGGGAAGGCGUCUCAUGCGUCUGCGUAUCCGUGGGAAGGGGUGAACGCUCUGGAUGCUGCUGUGCUAGCUUAUAGCAACCUCUCUGCGCUCAGACAGCAGCUGAAGCCUGAGUGGAAACUUCAUGGCAUCAUCAAACACGGAGGGGUGAAGCCCAACAUCAUCCCUGCCUACUCUGAGUUGGAGUUUUAUCUACGAACCCCGCGGCUCAGUGAUCUUUGGGAGCUGAAGGCCAAAGCCGAGGCGUGCUUCAGAGCUGCGGCUCUGGCCACAGGCUGCCAGGUGGAGAUAAUCUACCCGGCCCAUACUUACUCCAACAUUCUGCCUAAUGAAACUCUGGGAACCCUGUAUAAAGGCAACGGAGAAGCUUUGGGCAUGGUGUUUCCUGAGCAUCCAGCCAGCUUCUCUGGUUCCACAGACUUUGGCAACGUUUCAUUCAUAGUGCCUGGGAUCCAUCCGUUCUUCCACAUCGGCACUGACGCAUUAAACCACACAGAGAAAUACGCCGAAGCAGCAGGAGCCGAGAAGGCCCAGUUGUACGCCCUGCGGGCGGCCAAGGCUCUGGCUAUGACAGCUGUGGAUGUGCUGUGCUGCCCGGAUCUGCUGCAGCGCGUCAGGGACGACUUCAGGCUGGCCACACUGAGGGAGGAGACGUGACCAGAGGGCAGAAACAACAACUCGCAUUGAGACACACAAACUCCCCGAACUCGGCUGGACGGUUUCACUGCUAAAACAAGAAAUUAAUGGCACUUUGAAACAAAUUUCUAUGUAUUUUACAUGAUAAACCAACACAAGUGGUGUAAAG